AUGAAUAUCAAACUUAUUAUUAUUUCCACCCUUGUUGUACUUUGUGCAGCACAUGUCACCUUUGGAGCCAACCUUGAUUCCUUCCCAUUCGACCUGACCCAGACCAAGACCGCAACAUGGAAUGAUGGUGAAAAGACAUUCUCAACAUUUGAUUGCCAACUCAUUAACUUGUCGACACAGACCGUAUCGCUGACCGAGAUCACCGCCAGUAAGGCACCAGUAGCCGUAUGGGGUGCUCUGUCCUACUCUGCCACCACCAAGUUCCCCGUUCAAUCGUGGGCUCAAUCCAUCAGUCCAAAUGGUACCGUCAACUUUGGAUAUCUCGUAGACUGUGCAGGUGCCAUCAGCUGGUCAUGGUGCAACCACAAUGACGUCUAA
Molecule: messenger RNA, 378 nt
Organism: Acytostelium subglobosum LB1
Lineage: Eukaryota; Evosea; Eumycetozoa; Acytosteliales; Acytosteliaceae
Exons: 1
Coding region: 1-378 (125 amino acids)
Molecular function (GO): carbohydrate binding
Source: RefSeq, a predicted model, not a curated record